Molecule: messenger RNA, 351 nt
Organism: Lactuca saligna
Lineage: Eukaryota; Viridiplantae; Streptophyta; Magnoliopsida; Asterales; Asteraceae
Source: the annotation of a GenBank genome assembly
AUGGCAGAUUGGAAAGAAAAUGUGGAUAUAAGAUUUCAAAGAAAAAGUAAGUUGAACAGUAUUAUUUUACAUAUACCCAAUCACCUCCUACCCGCCUUUUACUUCAACUUCCGAUUCCUCCGUCAAACUCCAGCCACCACUGCGGAUUAUCGUUUCCAAAUUGCAAGAUCUUCAUCCUGUCACUUGAAAAAUAACAUCAGAAAUAAAGCAGUUAAAAUGGCCGAUUAUACUUUCGGACCUCACAAAAUUGAUCACAACGACGUCUUCUACACCACUGAUCUUCUAUACGCUUUUGUGAAUCUACGCCCUGUUCUUCCUGGUCAUAUCCUUAAUUCAAGUAUUACGCUUUGA